AUGUCCGGCCAGGAAGGUGGCAAAAAGAAGCCCCUGAAACAACCCAAGAAGCAGGCCAAGGAGAUGGAUGAGGAGGAUAAGGCUUUCAAGCAGAAACAGAAAGAACAGAAGAAACUGGAGGAGCUGAAAGCGAAGGCCGCGGGGAAGGGCCCCCUGGCCACAGGUGGAAUUAAGAAAUCUGGCAAAAAGUAAGCUGCUCCUUGGCACCUGAAGUGAUGCUGCCCUCAACCCCACACAUGUCUGAACAUCUGGCGUCUCGGCCGGAGCAUCUUUAGCCGCCCAUAGUUAGAAUGUAGUGUCACCUUGGAGCCCGUUGUACAUUUACAAAUAAACUUUUGUAAAAAAAAAAA
Messenger RNA from Ochotona curzoniae (black-lipped pika), 350 nucleotides. RefSeq names its product translation machinery-associated protein 7-like. The record is from RefSeq and is a predicted model, not a curated record. The coding region runs from base 1 to 192 and encodes 63 amino acids. The transcript has a single exon. Lineage: Eukaryota; Metazoa; Chordata; Mammalia; Lagomorpha; Ochotonidae.